AUGAACGAACGACAGCGAUCGAUCCUCCUCAAGUCCUCAUCUCGAUUCCCACCUCCCCAAGGAGUGAGGCUAUCCUACGGUACGGCGGGGUUCAGAGCCGAUGCUUCGGUGCUGCAAUCGACGGUGUAUAGGGUUGGGAUAUUGGCGGCGCUGAGAUCUCUGAAGACACAGUCAGUGAUCGGAUUGAUGAUCACUGCUUCGCAUAACAAGGUGUCCGAUAAUGGAGUCAAAGUGGCUGAUCCGAGUGGUGGAAUGUUGGCUCAGGAUUGGGAGCCCUUUGCUGAUUCCAUUGCCAAUGCCCCUGAUCCCCAGAGUUUCGUCCAGUUGAUAUGUGACUUUGUGAAGAAGGAAAACAUUCCACUAGAGGCAGUAAAGACCACAGGGAUACUAGUGGGAAGAGACACAAGGCCUAGUGGAGAGUCUCUUCUUGAGGCUGUGAAAGAAGGAGUCAGUUCAAUAGUUGGAGUUGUUGCCAUUGACAUGGGAAUUUUAACAACCCCACAAUUGCAUUGGAUGGUCCGUGCUAGAAAUAAGGGAAUGGAAGCAUCUGAACUUGAUUACUUCAACCAGCUUUCGGGCUCUUUCAGGUGCUUGAUGGAUUUGUUACCCCAAGGCAAUAAAACCAAUGAAAUGCAUACAAAAUUAAUUGUAGAUGGCUCAAAUGGUGUGGGUGGGGAAAAGCUUGAAAUUCUGAUGAAGAUGUUGACUGGAUUAAAUAUGGACAUUCGUAAUUCUGGUAAAGAAGGUGUACUCAAUGAAGGAGUUGGUGCUGAUUAUGUGCAAAAAGAGAAGGUUGUUCCAUGUAGUUUUGGAUCUGCCGAUGUUGGGAUAAGGUGUGCAAGCUUGGAUGGGGAUGCUGAUCGGCUUGUAUAUUUCUCUUGUCUAGCAAAUAGUAACAAGAUUGACCUUGUUGAUGGGGACAAAAUAUUGUCUCUGUUUGCUUUAUUUAUCAAAGAGCAACUAAGAAUCCUGAACGAGGUGGAAACUGAAAAAGUAGAAAAGUAUCAUCAAGCACAUCUUGGAGUUGUGCAGACAGCUUAUGCAAAUGGAGCAUCCACUGCUUAUCUCAAACAGCUGGGACUUGAAGUCAUAUUAACUCCCACGGGAGUGAAAUACUUGCAUGAAAAAGCUGCUGAGUUUGAUAUUGGGAUAUAUUUUGAAGCCAAUGGGCAUGGAACCAUAUUGUUCUCAGAACAUUUCAUACGCUGGUUAGAGGAUAGAAGUGACAAGCUUUCUUUGACAUCGAAAGGUUCAGAACAGCAAAAGGCUGCUUUGAGACUAAUGGCAGUCACUAAGUUGAUCAAUCAGGCAGUGGGAGAUGCUCUUAGUGGGUUACUUUUGGUGGAGGUUAUCUUACAACACAUGGGAUGGUCAAUCCAUCAAUGGAAUGAGCUGUAUGAGGAUUUACCCAGCAGACAGCUUAAGGUAAAGGUUCUUGACAGAACUGCAGUUGUCACAGCAAACGCAGAAACUGUAGCUGUGAAGCCCCUUGGUAUCCAAGAAGCCAUUAAUGCGGAAAUAGCAAAAUACCCUCGAGGCAGAUGUUUUAUACGGCCAUCUGGAACAGAGGAUGUGAUAAGAGUAUACGCAGAGGCAAUCACGCAGGAAGCAGCAGACGACCUUGCCAAUUCAGUGGCAAGACUGGUAGACCAGUUUCUUGGUUUCAGCAGCUCACACUGA
Molecule: messenger RNA, 1680 nt
Organism: Ilex paraguariensis (yerba mate)
Lineage: Eukaryota; Viridiplantae; Streptophyta; Magnoliopsida; Aquifoliales; Aquifoliaceae
Source: the annotation of a GenBank genome assembly